UACUACAGAGCAAUAGUUACUAUAGGCUUGAAUAAGAUGAUUCUUGCAUUUCUUUGUCUGCUGGCAGUUGCUUCUGCUAGAGGCAGUAGUUCCUCUUCAUCAGAUAAAAGUAUGGAGGUUCGAAUUCCUCCUGACUUGGACAGAGGAAGCAAAAUAAAAGAAGCAAGUAACAAGUUCAAUACUUUUGGUGAAGACCCAGAGAAUUUUGAAGACCUCGUAUUCAUUGAAGACGAUAUACUUGUGACCAAAGAGGAAGCUGCUAUAUACAAAAAGAGUGGCUGGAAUGGGCUGAUAAAGUCAAAUGCUUGGAACCCAGACUUGGCAACAAGAUGGAGCAAGACGAUUCCCCAUAAAAUAUCCGUACAAAUUGUGGAUGAUGCUAAUUUUGAAGGAACAAAAAUUGAAGCAAACUUAAAAGCAGUCAUACAAGAUUUUGAAAAGCAAACAUGUGUCAGGUUUCCUGCAAAGAAAGAUACAGAUAAGCAAUACUUAAGUUUUAAGAGAAGUGCUAUGGGAUGUUACAGCUAUAAUGGAAAACCAAAAAGUGGUCGCAGAUCAAUUUAUCUCAACUUUGAAUGCAGUGGAACAGAGGAAAGAAAGGGAGAGGCAGCACAUCAAAUACUGCAUGCUAUGGGACGAUACCAUGAGAACAAUCGACCUGAUAGAGAUGAUUUUAUCAGCAUUGCUAGUGAUAAUACAUGUCCUUCCAGCUUUGAAAAGCAUUCUGAUGCCUUAACCUACCACAUUGGAUAUGAUUACUACUCUAUUAUGCAUCACAAUCCAAGGCAAUGCUCUGCUUGCAGCAUAGGACGGUCUUCUUUCACUAUCCUUAAAACUGGGAUCACUUACAAUUCAGUUGGACAAAGAAAAGCACUAUCAAAAUCAGAUAUUGCACAUGUCAAAGCAGUCUUUUGUCCAAGUAUGAUGAUGAGACUGGUAGGUGGUGAAGGAUCAUAUGAGGGACGUCUUGAAGUUAACGACGAUGAAGUCUGGGCCUCUGUCUGCUCCAGUAGCUUUAAUACAAAUGAAGCUAGUGUUGUGUGCAGAUAUCUCGGUCAUCCUAAUGUGCAAGAUGUGUACAGUGCAGAAGAAAUGCCUGCAAGAUUUGCAGUCAGCCAAAGAACUGCAGUUUGGUCAAAGGAAUUUGAAUGCACAGGAGAUGAAGUAAAUCCGUUUACUUGCACAAAGAAUAAAGUGAAAUCUGCCUCAAAAUGCAAUGAUGUGGCCAUUAGGUGUUUCAAGGCUGCUCGUUUCAUUGAUGAGAAUGAUGACAGUGGACGUCUGGAGGUGUUCCAUGAAGAAAAAUGGGACUCAGUAUGCAGUCACAACUUUGGUCGAAAGGAGGCAAAUGUAGCUUGUCGUAUGAUGGGUUACUCUAGUGCUGUAGAAGCUUACACUGACAGAUACAAUGAUGCAGCUCAUAGUGAAUCCAGAUCACAGUUCACAUGCAAGGGAGACGAGAACCACCUCUCAGACUGCGAGUACACUCAUGAUUGUCCAGGCGGUGGUAGUGUGUUUUUGAAAUGCACCAAUUGAACAAGAUUAAAUCACUGUUAAAAACACUUGUAAAAAGCUGUAGUGUAACUCAUCAACUAUUAGUUUCUUAGGUAUUAUAGAGUAUUUGUCUUGGCCUCUUUAUUAUUUAAAUUAUAAUAAUAGUGAAACAAAUUAUUAUUGCUUGUGUGAGUUGUGUCCAAACCACUUUCAUACGUA
This is a messenger RNA of Amphimedon queenslandica, 1713 nucleotides long. RefSeq names its product zinc metalloproteinase nas-28-like. Gene Ontology annotation, biological process: proteolysis. The record is from RefSeq and is a predicted model, not a curated record. NCBI's taxonomy places the organism in Eukaryota, Metazoa, Porifera, Demospongiae, Haplosclerida, Niphatidae. Bases 37 to 1536 code for a protein of 499 amino acids. Gene Ontology annotation, cellular component: membrane. Gene Ontology annotation, molecular function: zinc ion binding; metalloendopeptidase activity. The transcript is spliced from 9 exons.